CGUCAUCGACUGGCGCUCAGUCGUUUGAUUGGAUGAGAACUUCUGGGUCAUACGUUAACUUCCGUGUCACGGAGAGAACAUGGCGGACAAAGAGAAGAAGAAGAAGGAAAGCAUCUUUGACUUGUCAAAGUACAUCGACAAGCCGAUUCGUGUUAAGUUCCAAGGAGGAAGAGAGGCUAGUGGUGUCCUGAAAGGAUUCGAUCCUCUUUUAAACCUCGUACUGGACGGAACAAUCGAGUACAUGCGUGAUCCAGAUGAUCAGCUGAAGCUGACAGAAGACACCAGGCAGCUGGGGCUGGUGGUCUGCAGAGGGACCUCUGUGGUCCUCAUCUGUCCUCAGGAUGGCAUGGAGGCCAUACCAAACCCAUUUAUACAACAACAAGAUGGCUAACACCUACACACAAACACACACACGUAGUCAAAUAUUUUUGAGCAUUUGUUUUAUUUUUUACUUUUAAUCGUCAAAUAAUGAAUGCACAGAGAGAGCAAUUUUUUUUUUUGGUUGUGAAAAGUGAGUUGAUCAACAGAGGACACUUGACGACAUGACCAAUUCACUCAAGAUUUGAGUUGUAAAAAAAAAAGACCAUGUUUGGGAAAUGUUAAAAAUACUGUUUUUUUUUGUUUUUUUUAAUCUGGGAUAAGUUAACUUUUUACUCGUCGUUUUUGAUAAGAAAAUAAUACAAAAAAAUCCUGGGUCUUGUAAGUUUUGUUACCUUGUUCUUGUGAAAAUAAAAACUAAAAUUGC
Messenger RNA from Cynoglossus semilaevis (tongue sole), 745 nucleotides. RefSeq names its product LSM7 homolog, U6 small nuclear RNA and mRNA degradation associated (gene lsm7). Lineage: Eukaryota; Metazoa; Chordata; Actinopteri; Pleuronectiformes; Cynoglossidae. The transcript has 4 exons. Bases 80 to 391 code for a protein of 103 amino acids. Gene Ontology annotation, molecular function: RNA binding. Gene Ontology annotation, cellular component: spliceosomal tri-snRNP complex; U2-type prespliceosome; catalytic step 2 spliceosome. The record is from RefSeq and is a predicted model, not a curated record. Gene Ontology annotation, biological process: nuclear-transcribed mRNA catabolic process; mRNA splicing, via spliceosome.